UUUUGUCGAUAUACGGUGUUUUUUCAACUUUUCUGUCGUCUUACAAGCUGUCAACUUAUCAAACGAGAUAAUGAAGAAGACAUCCAACUUCUUUCCCGGAAAGACUAAGGUGUCUUUCAGGAAGGGUCCAUCAGGCCAUCUGCGGCAGGAUCCCUCUGACGAGGCCAUGCGGAUCAAAAAGAACCCUUCUCUUCAGGACAAGUCUCCCCCUCAGAGACAUGACCUUGUGAAGACCAAUGCUCUCACUGUGGUCUUUGAGCGGGGAGGGGAUGUGUCUGACCGACUGGAGGUGAUGGGGAAGUAUGUGCUGCAGUUUGGCAAGUACAAGGGUAAAUUGUUUAGGUGGCUCCUGGAAAACGAUGUUGGCUACACCGUCUACCUGAUGAAAAAGGUAGAGGAGGAGGAGAGAGAUGGUACCUUCAACCCUCAGGGACACAACAAGGACAGCCUGCUGUCAUUUCUGGACUAUGCCAGGAGCUUCCAGGAAAUUAGGGACCUCAGGGAGUAUCUAGCUUCCAGGCUGCCUGCACCACCAGUGGCAUCAGAGGGUGACAAUACUGUCGGCUUUGGAGCCAGGGCAAACGACACCUGGAGACAGAUCUGGGAGAGCAGGGCAGAUGGAUAUGCUGCCUUCAUCGUAGGAGUAAAGUGCAUCAAAAACAGCAAGAUGUACAACCUGCAGCAGUACAUCCUCAAGCAGCAGAGGGCUGAGUCUGGGGAGUCCUGCCCACCACCUGCAGGAGUCUCCACUACAUCAGCUGCCCCUACACCGCCUACAUCUAGCACUCUAGCGAUGGAGGAAGACGAGGAGUUGGAGAGUGGGAUGCUGAAUCUGUCUCCCUGUAAAUUUGCCACUGAACUAAGGCCAGCAGCAGCAGUCUCCAGAGCCCCGGCUGUGUCUCCACCAACAGGUUUUUCUCCAUCAGUGUAGAGGGAGGAUUCUGUUCUCAGCAGAGUCCUCCUGCUAUUACUGUUCUCCUUCAACUAGUUUGUUAUUUUGGCCGUGUUCAGGCCUGUUCUGAUGCUUGUGUUCUCUUACUCUCCCACUAACCUAAGGAAUUAACAUGUCAGCGAUAAUGGUAAGUGUUUUCUUUUUUUUUGCAUGCUUUU
This is a messenger RNA of Perca fluviatilis (European perch), 1110 nucleotides long. RefSeq lists its product as uncharacterized. The record is from RefSeq and is a predicted model, not a curated record. The transcript has 4 exons. The coding region runs from base 71 to 931 and encodes 286 amino acids. NCBI's taxonomy places the organism in Eukaryota, Metazoa, Chordata, Actinopteri, Perciformes, Percidae.